AUGGAGAUUUCUUCGAUUCCCAUGGAGUCUUAUUCGAUUCACAUCUUUGUCACUCAUGCCAAAUCAUCUCGUAAGAUCUUUCUCUCCAAACGAAAGUAUGUCCUUGAUUUCAUAUCUGAUAUUGGGGUGCUGGGAUGUAAACCUGUAGCCUCGCCUUUUGAAGCUAAUCAUAAGCCUGACAUUGCAUAUGUUGUUGGUGUUGUGAGUCAAUACAUGCAUGAUCCUCGUGAGACUCAUACGGAUGCAGUCCAUUGUAUUAUGAGAUACUUGAAGACAACACCAGGCUAUUUUGCCUUUGUUGGAGGUAACCUGGUAACUUGGCGCAUCAAUAAGCAAACGGUGGUAGCAAGGUCUAAUGCCGAUGCAGAGUAUAGAGUUGUGGCUCUUGGCGUUAGUGAGCUCUUGUGGACUUAG
Molecule: messenger RNA, 414 nt
Organism: Impatiens glandulifera
Lineage: Eukaryota; Viridiplantae; Streptophyta; Magnoliopsida; Ericales; Balsaminaceae
Exons: 4
Coding region: 1-414 (137 amino acids)
Source: RefSeq, a predicted model, not a curated record